AUGCAUUCGCUUGUGAUUCUCAAUAUUAUAUUCGUGUCUAUAGUUUGUGCCAUUCCAGUUCCAUUCGAAUUGACAAAAUGCCUAUCAACGGACUCGAAAUGCUUGAAAUCAGUAACACAAGCUAUGAUACCAAAAUUCGCCCCAGGGCUGCCAAUCUUCAACAUCAAGUCUUUAGAUCCAAUGGAAAUUGAAAAAGUCGAUGCGAGCACCCCUAACCUUAAACUAUUGCUAAGUAAUAUUAAGGUAACGGGACUUAAAGGCUGCACUGCAAAGAAAGUAGAACGAGAUGCUGCAAAGAAAAUGAUCUCAGUGACUCUGCUAUGUAAUGUAGAUGCUGAAGGAAACUAUGACAUGAAGGGGCGCCUAUUAUUUCUUCCUCUUGAAGGAAACGACAAGUUCCAAGUCAAACUUAACAAAGCGAUCUUCAAAGUAGAAGGUAAAUAUGAUGAAAUCACCAGAGACGGAAAGGCAUACUGGGAUAUAAAAACCUGGGACCAUGCAUACAAACUGCAAGAAAAAUCGAGUGUCCAUUUCGAAAAUCUUUUCAACGGAAAUAAGGACUUGGCUAAAGCUGCUCAAGAUGUCAUUGAAAGCAAUGGAAACGAAAUCAUUGACGAGGUGGGUCCCCCAGUCGUCAAGGCCAUCGUGACCAGAAUUGUGGAGGGAGUUCAAGAAUUCUUCCACGCGAUGCCCGCAGAAAACCUAGCUUUAGAUUAA
Molecule: messenger RNA, 717 nt
Organism: Pieris macdunnoughi
Lineage: Eukaryota; Metazoa; Arthropoda; Insecta; Lepidoptera; Pieridae
Source: the annotation of a GenBank genome assembly